AUUUUUUUUUCCCGGACAGUCUCGCUCUUUUGUCGACAUCUGUUUUCAUUGCAAACUACUGUUGCAUAUUCGUUUCUGCACCUUGCGCAUACGAAAAGUUUUCAGGUACAUCCGUGGUUAUUACCUCUGCGAGCCAACUAAGUUUGCGUUAUAAAUACCUAGCACGGUCCACCCAGGGUUUCUUCAUUUCAUAGUCCUUCAUUAACACAACCGACCAAAAAUGUCCGACUUUAUUGGCGAAUUUGCCGAAGUUGUCAGAAGAGAUACCUGUGACACUGGGAAUGAGUACAAUGGGUUGAUGGGUGUGAGAAUCUCGUCCAUUUUCGUGAUUCUUAUAGGCUCCGGGUUCGGUGCGUUUUUCCCCAUCUUGGCUUCAAGAUACUCGUUCAUCAGAAUGCCAAACUGGGUGUUUUUCUUCAACAAGUUCUUUGGCUCCGGAGUCAUUGUUGCUACAGCGUUCAUUCACUUGUUGCAACCAGCCAACGAAAACUUGACGGAAGAAUGUUUAGGCGAAGGAUGGCUGGUAUACCCAUACGCCUUCGCAAUCAUGCUUGUCACGUUAUUUAUUUUGUUUCUCUCGGAACUUCUUGUUUUCAGAUUGGUGGAUAAAAAGCUUGCCGGUGAAUCCGAAGAAGGCCACUCUCAUUCGCAUUUUGGUGAUGAGAAAGCAUACGUGAAGAAAGGCAGCGAUGAUGACGACGAAGACGAAGCUUCAACCAGCGAGGAUAAAAACACGGAAACACCUAAAGUCGAAUCGCAAUAUCCGUCCCAUUUCUCGCAUGCCUCCGAGCACCAGGACAUGGAAGUGUUGGGCACGCCCAUGGACAAGAAAGACAAGGAGCAAUAUUUCGGCCAAUUGGUGUCUGUCUUUGUGCUUGAGUUUGGUGUGAUUUUCCACUCGAUCUUCAUUGGGUUGACUUUGGCCGUUUCCGGAGAAGAGUUUAAGACUUUGUACAUUGUCAUUGUUUUUCACCAGACCUUUGAGGGCUUGGGUUUGGGCUCACGUAUCGCCACUACCGUGUGGCCAAAAAACAAGAGAUGGACGCCCUGGAUGUUGGCCCUUGGAUAUACGCUAGUCACACCCAUUGCAAUUGCCAUUGGCUUGGGUGUGAGGAACUCGUACCCACCUGCAUCUUCUACUGCUUUGAUCACCAACGGUGUGUUUGAUGCCAUAUCUGCUGGAAUUUUGGUGUACACUGGGCUUAUUGAAUUGAUGGCCCACGAGUUUUUGUUUUCCGGCGAGUUCAAGGGCGAAGGUGGAACCAAACGCAUGCUCCAAGCUUAUUUUUCUAUGUGUUUUGGUUGUGGUAUUAUGGCCUUGUUGGGGAGAUGGGCCUAGACGGCCUCGACGAAGAGGUUCCUUUAUUUCUGCAGAAUGAGAAAUCUCAUUUCUUUUGUUCUCGUGUCAUCAAGGAUGCCGAGAAACACUUUGAAUACAUAGUGACAUCUAAUCUUAAUGCUUUUAAUUUUCAAAAUGACGCA
Metschnikowia bicuspidata var. bicuspidata NRRL YB-4993 is the source of this 1482-nucleotide messenger RNA. Its product is annotated as ZIP zinc/iron transport family. The coding region runs from base 221 to 1339 and encodes 372 amino acids. The transcript has a single exon. Gene Ontology annotation, cellular component: plasma membrane. Gene Ontology annotation, molecular function: low-affinity zinc ion transmembrane transporter activity. The record is from RefSeq and is a predicted model, not a curated record. Gene Ontology annotation, biological process: zinc ion import across plasma membrane. NCBI's taxonomy places the organism in Eukaryota, Fungi, Ascomycota, Pichiomycetes, Serinales, Metschnikowiaceae.